CGCAGUACUUUAAGAAAAACGCUUCACUGUUCAGCGCACUGACUAUUCAUGAUUUAACGUUAAACAUGAAGUUUUUAUGACACAACAAACAUUACGACAUAUUCUGAUAUUUUUUGUAGUAGUGAUGUAGUUCAUGUUUGUUGUUUCUAUGGCGCUCACUAGCGCCCUUUGUAAUACUUGAGGUGUGGUUUGUAUCGCGCCCUAUUGCGCGCGCGCUAAAUGAUGUUGCAGGUUUAGUGAAAGUCUCUCGGACCCGGGACACGCAAACACUCAUUUACAGGGAGCCAUGGGUUUGUUGGAGCAAUGUGCAGAGCUGUUUAAUACGUCCAACCUUUACGAGGUGCUCUGUGUGGCGAGGGAGGCGUCGAACGCGGAGCUACGGCGUGGUUAUUAUAAACUCUCCCUGCAGGUUCACCCAGACCGUGCGCCCGGAGAUCAACAGGCCACCGAAAAGUUUCAGGUACUAGGAAAAGUGUAUGCUGUGUUGAGUGACAAGGAGCAGAGAGCUCAAUAUGAUGAGCAGGGUGUAGUGGAUGAUGAGUCGGAUUCCCUCAACCAAGAACGUAACUGGGAAGAACAUUGGAGAAGGCUGUUUCCAAAAAUAACUGUGCAGGACCUCAUUGACUUUGAGAAACAAUAUAAGGGCUCGGAUGAAGAGAAGCAGGACUUAAAGAGGCUCUACCUGCUGCACGAGGGAGACAUGGACCGCAUUAUGGAGUCAGCGUUGUGCUGUAGUCAUGAUGACGAGCCUCGUGUGCGGGACAUCCUGCAAAAAGCAGUGGAUGCUAAAGACGUGCCAGGAUACAGAGUCUUUACUCAUGAAAGCGCCAAGAAAAAGGCCACUCGCAGGAGGAAGGCAGAAAAGGAGCAGCAGGAAGCAGAGGAGCUCCAAAAAGAGAUGGGGCUGAAUACAGAGGAUAGCCUAGUGGCCAUGAUCCAGCAAAGACAGAAGUCCAAAGAAAAAGACUUUAACUCGUUCCUCUCAGAUUUGGAAGCCAAAUACUGCAAGAAGUCUUCCAAGGGCAAAAAGGCAAAGAAAAACUGAAACUGUUACGAUGUACAUAUUAAACAGGACAUAGCUUUUGUUGAAUGUUGUUUUUUUUUCCCUCUUACUUCUUCAUAUAAGACAGUCUUGUAGCUUUUUUUCUUCACUCGUAGUUGGUGAUGCAGUAAUUCCAUAUUGCAGAUCUAUAGCACUAAAUUAAAUCCGCUUCUGAUUCGCUGUGUUGAGUUAUAAAUUAUCAUCAUUGACACAACUGAUGUUAUCUAAGAUAAUUUGACUUUUGCAUGUCAGCAUCUUAAUGAAAAUGCUUUCAAAUUAUGCCUGCGGUGUUAAAUGUUAGUGAAAGGCGGGCGCAGUUACUGUCAGGGCUUUAGUAUUAGAUCAUUAGAGAUCUGCUAUGGAUGGAGUCGUGUGAAAUCCGUAGGGUUUGUGGGGUGUCUUUAUUAUCUACGAACAGCUGUACAACAUGUAAACCCUCAAGAAAUUAUUCAGGUACUUACAUGUUACUAUUGUAACUUAAUUAUGUACAAAUAAAACAGUAACUAUAUUAAAUGUGUAUAAUUCAGUCGAUAAACAAAGGCAAGUGUGUAACGCCAAAACAUUAAUUUGUAUUUCUGUCCAGUAUGGAUGCUAUUUUAAGUUGGUUCUAAAUGUUCCUAUUUUUCUUUAUCAAUUCUUUAUUCACUUUUUGUGGCACUUGUGUUUAUUGUUUUAGACAAUGUCUAAAUGUAAUAAAGGUAACUUUUUCUUUGAAA
Molecule: messenger RNA, 1758 nt
Organism: Clarias gariepinus (North African catfish)
Lineage: Eukaryota; Metazoa; Chordata; Actinopteri; Siluriformes; Clariidae
Gene: dnajc9
Product: DnaJ (Hsp40) homolog, subfamily C, member 9
Exons: 6
Coding region: 287-1045 (252 amino acids)
Cellular component (GO): cytoplasm; nucleus
Molecular function (GO): heat shock protein binding
Source: RefSeq, a predicted model, not a curated record